AUGUCCUUUACUUCUCUUUUUGUUGUGCUUCUUACUUCUUGUUUUCCUUUCUUCUUCCCGGUAGGAUUCUUCAAAGAAAGUUGAUAGUUUCUCUUUCCUGCGGAACAAAUUCCAGCAAUGCCACCACCUACAUCAGAUCGAAGCAUUGUCAAGACCAUUGCUGCCACAGCUGCAAUUACUCUAGUUAUUGCUGGAGUGGCGUUCUUAUUCUUCCAAAGAAUAGCAAAACACCGCAAGAAAACUAAAACCAACUCAAGCUUCCGUCGAGAGGAAGCAACACUCACUCAUGAAGACUUCAAUAAGUUUAAAGGAAAAGUAAAAGGUUUAAUUGUUGAUGAAAACGGACAAGAUGUCCUGUACAUGAGGAGACUCGAAGAUGGGCAACUUAAAGCUACUUUUCCGAAGAUUGUGUUCAAUCCUAGUUAUGAAGAAGAAGAAGAUGAAGAAAACAGAGUGGACGUACUGAGAAAACCAAAACCAAGGGAAGCUUUGUCACUCCAUGAGCCAUCUGAUUUGUAUGGUUAUAAGAAAAAGGCAGAGACAGUUCAACAAAAUCCUACUCCACCACCUCCAUUUUCAGCAAAGCUGCUGGAGCAAACUCCACCUCCUCCUCCAGCCACUCCAACUGAAAAAGUUCCAGCACCACCACCGCCGCCACCACCACCUCCUCCUCCUCCACCUCUGCUUGCUCGUCCACCACCGCCACCACCACCACCAAUACCAGUAAAAAGAAAUUCUACAACACUUCCACCACCUAAGGGACUAAAUUCGAUUCCAUUAUUGAAACCUCCACCUGCACCUAGACGGAAUGCAGAUAAGAGUAAGGAAGGAGCUGCUGCAGCGGAGAACUCAAAAAGGACUGUUGUUGGCCAGAAGAAGCUGAAACCAUUGCACUGGGACAAGGUUUUAACCAAUGUUGAUCAUUCAAUGGUCUGGAAUGAGAUCAAGGAUGGAUCGCUUAGAUUUGAUGAUGAAAUGAUUGAAAAUCUAUUUGGAUACACUACCACCAAUCGCAGAACCCCUGGAAGCACUAAUAUGUCCAUCAGUUCAAGCAGUUCUAAUCCUGCAAUGACUGCCCAAAUUUUUAUCCUUGAGCCCCGCAAGUCCCAGAAUACAGCAAUUGUACUAAGAUCUCUAGCAAUCUCCCGAAAAGAAAUCAUUGAGGCCCUCCUUGAGGGCCAGGGACUUACCAGUGACAUUUUAGAAAAACUGACCAAAAUUUCUCCAAGCCAAGAAGAAUCGGCAAAAAUCCUCCAAUUCAACGGCAACCCAACUAAACUUGCAGAUGCCGAGUCUUUCCUUUUCCACAUCCUGAAAGCUGUUCCUUUGGCAUUCAUCCGUAUUAAUGCAAUGCUUUUUAGAUCAAAUUAUGAUUCGGAAAUUCUUCACCUUAAAGAGUCCUUGCAAGCUCUUGAAUUGGGCUGUAAGGAGCUUAGAACCCGAGGGCUCUUCCUAAAACUUCUUGAAGCCAUUCUUAAGGCUGGUAAUAAGAUGAAUGCUGGAACCUCCAGGGGAGAUGCACAAGGUUUCAACUUAACUGCCCUCCGCAAGCUGUCUGAUGUUAAAAGCACCGAUGGGAAGACUACUCUACUCCACUUUGUUGUGGAACAAGUGAUCCGAUCAGAGGGUAGACGCUGUGUAAUCAGUCGGAACCAUAGCCUUGGAAGAAGUAAUACUCUAAGAAGCAAAAAUAGAGAUUUAAAUUCAGAUGGCCUCACAGCAGAGGACAAAGACAAAGAGUACCUUAAAUUAGGAUUGCCAGUAGUGGGAAGCUUAAGUUUUGAGUUCUCAAAUGUAAAGAAAGCAGCCACAAUAGAAUGUGACCCUUUCAUCAAUACAUGCACCUCUCUCACAUCCCAUGUUGCAGAAAUUCGGCAGCUAGUGACACGCUGUGCCACUGGUGAGAAAGGUGGGUUUCUAAGGGAAAUGAAAGGGUUUCUAGAGGAGUGCGAAGAGGAACUUAAAGUGGUUAGAGAGGAGCAAAUAAGGGUUAUGGAGCUUGUGAAGCGAACAACAGAAUAUUAUCAAGCAGGAGGUGCCAAAGACAGAUGGGCACACCCCAUUCAACUGUUUGGCAUAGUGAAAGAUUUUCUUGACAUGGUUGAUCGAGUUUGCACCGACAUUACUCAAAAUUUACAAAAGAAGAAUGUGAUGAGUGUAGUAUCAUCGACGUCACCAUCACUUUCACCAGCAGCAAGAACUCCAGUGACAUUCCGAAAUUUCCGUGAACAAUUCAUGUCAAAUAUAGCUGAGACGAAAACUUCCAGUGAAUCAGAUGAUAGCUUUUGAAGA
Messenger RNA from Pistacia vera, 2292 nucleotides. Its product is annotated as formin-like protein 8. NCBI's taxonomy places the organism in Eukaryota, Viridiplantae, Streptophyta, Magnoliopsida, Sapindales, Anacardiaceae. Bases 118 to 2289 code for a protein of 723 amino acids. Gene Ontology annotation, molecular function: actin filament binding. Gene Ontology annotation, biological process: actin nucleation; actin cytoskeleton organization. The record is from RefSeq and is a predicted model, not a curated record. The transcript has 2 exons.